This is a messenger RNA of Cladocopium goreaui, 841 nucleotides long. Lineage: Eukaryota; Dinophyceae; Suessiales; Symbiodiniaceae. The record is from the annotation of a GenBank genome assembly.
CGAUUUCCUUGGUGAUAACGAUGAGAAGAGCGGAAACCUGAUACCCCUCUGGAAAGUCGCUUCGACCUUGGAGAGCUCCAGAAUAGGCUUGAAAUGCUCUGACAAUACGCAUGAUGGAAAGGAUUGAGGUCAUGAAAUCAUCCGGAAAAGGGCUUAUUUUGGAGGUUUUGUGCAUUGUUUCUCCCAGCCAUUGCGGGCGGAUGCCGUUGGUGUUUUGAGGAUGUCCAUGGACCCGAUGGACCCCAUCGACAGGGAUGCUUUGGAUCUCCGUGUUUUGCCUCCCUGGAAAUUUUGGACCAACCGCCGUGGACAGCGACUUCAUCUGAGGUUUGUGGUGCCCUCUGAACAGACGACGACAGCGAUUCUGUGGUUGCAUGGCUAUGGAUGUCAUGCGAACCUGGAACGAAUGUGGAAGAAAGUGUGCCACAUCUCAGAAUCAUUGAACUCACUGGUGAUUGCCUGCGAUUUGGAAGGACAUGGAUAUUCAGAUGGGCCGCAAAGCAUUGAAAAUUGUGAGAAUUUGGUGCAAGAUGUUGUUGAUCUCUGCACGGAUCUCACCUCAACAUCAGCAGGUUCAUUUUCAACAGAUUUGGGCAGCUUGAAGCGAACUUUGGUUCAUCAAAAACUCUUCCUGGGCGGAGAAUCCUUUGGUGGGGCCAUUGCAUUGCAGGCCUCCCUGCAGUGGCAGAGCAUUCCUCAACUGAAGGGCCUGCUGUUGGCCGCCCCCCUGUUGUCGAAGCCCACGCGGCGUUCCCCGACGCUGCUGAGCUGUGGCCAUAGCGGAGACGUGCAGAAGCUGCCGGGGCAGGCCGCGGGGCCCAUGGCUUUACCGAAGAUCGAG